AUGGCAACCAGGCCUGACUUCCUCCCAGAGUUCCUGAGGAAUAGGGGCAAGGCUAGCUGGGUGGACCGGGAAGUCACCACAGCCACGAGCCUGGGAAUCAUGGAAGAUGAAGAUCUGUGUGAAUACUUCAGGCUACUGUAUGAGGAGCGGCCACAGCAACUGCUACAGAAGUUCCCCUCCAUCGAGGAGCAGUCGGAAUCCCCAGCCAUCCGGCUUCUGAAGAAGAAACAGGAGGCCAAGAUCAUGCACCGCGCUCUGGAGGAGAAGGAGGAGAUACUUAAAGGCAAGAUGGAAGCCUUAAACUUGCGCUGGAAGGGGUUGGGCAUCAAGGAAGCUGAGCUGAAGACCCAUAUUCAGAAGUCUGAGAAAUUCAUCCAGGAGAAUGACAAGAAGCGAAUCCGCGCCCUGAAGAAAGCCAAAAAGGAGCGAGACCUCAAGGAGCAGCACAUGCGGGAGCUGGCCAAGGCCAAGCAGGAGCUGGUGGCCCUGCGACUGCAACACCAGACACUGAACACCAGACUGCAGAAGUAUUCCAUCUUCAACAAGUACCUGGAGAAGGUGGUGGAGAACUCCGACUUUGAGGACAUACACGAGGUGAUUGCCCGCUACAAGACGCUGGUGAGCAGGAACCAUGACCUCAAGCAUUCGGCGCAGGAAGGCCAGGAGAAGAUCGACCAGGCCAAGGCGCAGCUGGCGCACUACAUACAAGAGAAGGAGGAUGAGAUCCUCCAGCAUAACAACGAGCUGGCGCAGCUUCAGAUGCGAUUCGACCGUGCCCGCAGUAACGUCAUCAUCUGGGAAUCUCGUUGGGAGCACAUCCAGAACACCGCUGCCCAGAAGACCCUCCUGCUUGGCACCAUCAAAAUGGCAACGCUGAACCUCUUCCAGAUUGUGAGCAAGCAUAUGAAGGAGCCGGCCAAUGUGUCUCUGGAAGACACGCACAAACAGCUGGACGUGAUCCAGCAGUAUAUCCAAGACCUGUCAGACAUCUGGGCAGAAGUGAAGAAGAAGGAACAGUCACAAAACCGGGUUUAA
This is a messenger RNA of Chrysochloris asiatica (Cape golden mole), 1035 nucleotides long. It is a transcript of the gene CCDC42, whose product is annotated as coiled-coil domain containing 42. Gene Ontology annotation, biological process: spermatid development. NCBI's taxonomy places the organism in Eukaryota, Metazoa, Chordata, Mammalia, Afrosoricida, Chrysochloridae. The record is from RefSeq and is a predicted model, not a curated record. The coding region runs from base 1 to 1035 and encodes 344 amino acids. The transcript has 8 exons.